GCAUGGUCCCAGACGCAGAGCGAUAACAAGAUCAAACGACUCAGUUAAGUGUGAUUUUCAUAACCUGCGAACUUUGUGCUGUCCAUCCCUUAUGAUGCCUAGAUCAAAAUUGGAACGUAGAAAAGUAGGGGCGAGGCCCUAUAUCCCCUAUUCUGAAAAGGUUUUGAAGUAGUGCAUUGGAGAUAUAAAAAAUGGAAAAAUGUCUCAAAGAAAAGCUUCAGAGACCUAUAAUAUUCCGCGCAGCACUAUUAUUUCAAAACUAAAAGCAAUAAAAAAUAACUUUAUAAACCCACCAGGACGGAAAUGCGUUUUUACUAAGGAAGAAGAACAGUAUUUUGUUCAACACUGUAUUGUGAUGUGUGAGUGUGGCUUUCCCGUGACUCCAUUUGAUUUAAGAUGUAUUAUUAAGAUGUAUUUGGAUAGUACCGGGCGCAAUGAAUCAAGGUUUCAAAAUAAUUUUCCGGAAAAACGUUGGAUGGAAGGCUUUUUACUGCGGAGAAAAGGGGAUUUGUCGAAGAGGCUUUGUAGUAACAUUAAGAGAUGCCGAGCUGCUGUCGAUGAUCAAAUUACAAACAAAUAUUUUGACCAUUUAGAAGCCGAAGUUCAAGGGGUUCCUCCAACAGCGAUAUUUAACUACGACGAAACUAAUCUGGUAGAUGAUCCUGGCAAAAAAACUGUUUUAAGUAAGCGAGACUGCAAAUAUCCGGAACAAAUUAAAAAUUCCACUAAAGCGGCAGUUUCUAUUAUGAUGUGUGGCAAUGCUGCAGGUGAAUUAUGUCCUCCAUAUGUUAACUAUAAGGCCGAAAAAAUGUGGGAUACGUGGACCGAAGGUGGACCUGCAGGAACCAGAUAUAAUAGAAGUAAAAGUGGAUGGUUUGAUGGAUCUAGCUUUGAGGACUGGUUUAUGUCAAUUCUACUUCCCAAGAUAAAGCGCAGUAGAUUUGAAAAAUCUGUCAUGAUCGGAGAUAAUUUAAGCUCACAUAUAAGUCCCAAGGCUAUUAAAUUAUGCGAGGAACAUAACAUUGCCUUUAUAGCAUUGCCACCAAACUCGACUCACUUAACUCAGCCGCUGGAUAUUUCUUUUUUACGACCUUUUAAAAUUAAUUGGCGAAAAGUGUUGGAUGAGUGGAAAAGCUCUUCUGCUGGAAGAAGACAUCCUACAGUCCCUAAAGACGUUUUUCCAUCCCUUUUAAACGAAUUGUUUGGGAGAACAAAAGAAAAUGCUGCAACCAAUUUACAGUCCGGUUUUAGAAAAGCAGGGAUAUAUCCUUUCACUCGGGAUCAGGUUUUAGCUAGACUUCCCAGCAGCAACAGGGUUAAUGAGUCUUCUGAUUAUGAUUUGAUCAAUAAAUCGUUUACAGCUUUUCUUGAAAAUGUCAGAAAAUCAGAAACUGUUCCCCGGAUUAUCAGGAAAAAGAAAAAAUUAAAUGUUGAGCCAGGCAAAAGUAUAGGACCAGAUGAUAUCAACGAGUCUAGUACUUCUGGAAUAAAAAAAAAGAAAAAAAGUAAGCAACUUAAUUAAUUUGCAUUGAGUGAUUCAGAGGAAGAAAGUUUAGGAGAAAUUUCUUUAGGCUCCGAUACUCUAUCAGAGACUUUUUUAGUGAUAUGCCACCAACCUUCGUUGAUAAACCUUCGUCACAAAAUAAUCAAUCUAGUACAAUAUCUGAAGGCGAUUUUUUUUUAACAAAAUCAUUUUCUGGGUGUGGUCGAGAAAACAACAAAAAAUGGGUACAUGGUCAGCUGCAUGGAACAAAUUGGGAAUCUAUGGAAGUGGCCAAUACAAAAGGAUGUCCUAAAAUACUCUAAAGAAGAUAUUGUAAAGAAAAUAGAAAGUCCAAAAUUAUUUUCUAAGAGUAGACAACUGUAUUUAGUUGCAGAAUUGCAAAAAGAUUAGGCUAGCUAGAACACUUUAAUUUUUUUGGUUAAUUUAAAAACGCAUCUUGUGUGUUUUGUUACAGAUAAAUCUUGCGUUCUCUACUAAUUUUGAUUGUAAAAUGUUUAACCUAAAAAUUUGAUUUUACUUUUACA
Anthonomus grandis grandis is the source of this 2028-nucleotide messenger RNA. RefSeq lists its product as uncharacterized. Gene Ontology annotation, cellular component: nucleus. Bases 200 to 1522 code for a protein of 440 amino acids. The transcript has 2 exons. The record is from RefSeq and is a predicted model, not a curated record. Gene Ontology annotation, molecular function: DNA binding. NCBI's taxonomy places the organism in Eukaryota, Metazoa, Arthropoda, Insecta, Coleoptera, Curculionidae.